Frieseomelitta varia is the source of this 2178-nucleotide messenger RNA. RefSeq names its product UPF0430 protein CG31712-like (gene Arglu1). The coding region runs from base 205 to 1014 and encodes 269 amino acids. The transcript has 6 exons. The record is from RefSeq and is a predicted model, not a curated record. NCBI's taxonomy places the organism in Eukaryota, Metazoa, Arthropoda, Insecta, Hymenoptera, Apidae. Gene Ontology annotation, molecular function: cadherin binding. Gene Ontology annotation, cellular component: nucleoplasm; mitochondrion.
CUUGAACACUAAAUCAAACAUGGCUGCCAGAACUUCGGUGUAAGUCAGUGGUGCAGUGUACAUGUUAGCAGUGCUUGGUUUGUUAUUAUAUUGCGGUGUUCGCGUAGUGUUCGGUUAUUUUUAUAUGUAGUUACAUUUCCCGUGAUUAAUAUAUUAAUUAGCUAAGUGUUUAUUUAAAAAAAGACAAUAGUAGAGCUUUUUGAAAUGGGCCGUUCGAGAUCCAGGACGAAAUCUCCUAGUAGGCGGCGUCAUAAGAGCAAACAUUCGAGGAAACGCUCAAAAUCACGUGAGAAGCACUCCAACAACAAAUACUCCGACAAGCCAAAAGAACGUAGUUCCAAAUCAAGGAAACGAUCCCAUUCUGCAUCCUCUAGUUCUGGCUCAGAUGCUUCGGAUGAUGUACACAUUGUCAGUCAUAAGAAACGUUCAUACAGAGACAGAGAUCGCAAAAUGGAUGAAGUAGAGAGGCUGGCAGAAAUGGAGCGUCAAAGGAAAAAGAAAGAAUUAUCGAACAAAAUCUUCACCGCAAGUGCAGUUGGAAGGCAACGCGAAGUGGAACAAAAAAUGGUGGAGGAAGAAGCUGCAAAACGAAUAGAAGAACUAGUGCAGAAAAGGGUGGAGGAAGAACUAGAAAAACGUAAAGAGGAAAUAGAAGCUGAAGUACAAAGGAGAGUAGAAGAAGCUAAAAGGGCUAUGGAGCGUCAAAUGAUGGAGGAAAUGGAAUGGAGACAAGCAAAACUUCGUGAGGAGGAGAAACGAAGAGAGGAGGAAGAGCGGAAGAAGCGCGAGGAACUAGAGAGGAUCAUGGAGGAGAACAACAGAAAAAUAGAGGAAGCUCAGAAGAAACUGGCUGAAGAAAGAUUGGCCAUGGUUGAACAACAACGUUUAAUGGAAGAGGAAAGGCAAAGAAUGAGGAAAGAACAUGAAAAGCGUGUUAAAGAGGAACAAAAGAAAAUCCUCGGGAAGAACAACUCGAGGCCUAAAUUGUCCUUUACGCUAAAGCCAGUUACGUGAGUCUGUCUCAUUACGUGCAGUUUUACAUGUGAUAUUUAUACAUCUUGUCGAUAUUGGUAUUAUUCAUUUUCCGCAAGAACAUUUACCGUAAGCUGCGCGUACAUACGUACAUGAAUUGUGCAGCGACAAAGAUCCAAAGCUCACCCCGAAUGUAUUUGCGAUAAUCACAGUCGAAGUUCGGCGAACGUUGAAUCGUUUUAUUUAAUUAUGAUGUUCACGCACGUGCGUCAGAAUUGAAUAAUUCGUUCUAUACUUGCUCGAUUUCGAAACCCGAUGCAGGCGGGAUCUCACCUGUACGAGACUACACUGAUGUCAACACAGGCAAAGCACUUCUGCCAAUGGCAGGGACGUAACAUAGAGCCAGCAUUUGUAUUUAUUCACGUUGUAAAGUUUCUUUUUUUUUUUUUCUACAGUAUGAACGAUAAACGUUCUUGCACAGGUUCUUGCUUGAUCUGUUUGACAAAAGUGUAGUCUAGCCUAGAUAGGUGUGUUCUACAAAUUGCAAAUGCAGUUUACGAAUGUCGUUUCUUCGUGACUAUACUGUACAGAGGAUAAUUUUAUUUCAGUUAGAUGUAUCAAAAUGAGAAUCGUAUUUAAAAAAUAUUCGCGUUUGUGAGUAAAAAUGAGAAUUUUCAGACGGUCACACUAACAAAUACGACCAAAAUAGAUUUUGUAAUUAAACACAAGUGCAUAAAUGAAUUUUCUACGAGAAUAGAUUAAAAACUAUUGUGUAUCUGUAACAGGCCAAUUUCGAGAGAAUAGUAACGGAAGAGUUAGUUUUUUUUUUUGUUUUUUUUCUUUAGUACGUUAAAUCGAGAUCGUUAUGGAUUAUGCAUACGUCUAGAAUUUAAGACAGAAUUCGUUCUGUCAGCGAAAAGUCGAGGAAAAAAGAGAAAAAACCAAAAAAGAAAAAAUAAAGUAAAACUGUUCUUUUCUAAUCAAAAUUAAAUUAAGAAAUAAUGCUGAUGAAAAGACAAAUGAAACGUUGAAUGAAAGCAUUUUAUACCCGUAAGAAUGUACAAAUGCAAUUACGAACAAGUAUAUCUUGUAUGCAUUCGUGCAUAGAUGUGUAUUAAUAUAACAGAAAGAAAAACAUCUGUUCAUAUAGGAUUGUAUACUCAAGCAUUGUUACUUGUAAAAUAAACACGUUUUUAUUAAAUCUUA